Molecule: messenger RNA, 1656 nt
Organism: Acanthaster planci (crown-of-thorns starfish)
Lineage: Eukaryota; Metazoa; Echinodermata; Asteroidea; Valvatida; Acanthasteridae
Product: alpha-glucosidase pseudogene
Source: RefSeq, a predicted model, not a curated record
AUGGACUCUGACAGCGACGGUGUGGGGGAUCUGGUUGGUAUUACCUCUCGGCUGGAGCAUUUCAACGACAUCGGGGUAGGUACAGUCUGGUUGAAUCCCGUGUACAAGUCGCCUAUGGCCGACUUCGGCUACGAUGUGGCUGACUUCAAGGAUAUCGAUCCCAUAUUCGGAACUAUGGCUGACUUUGACGAGCUGAUCACUAAGGCGCACCGGCUCGGGCUUAAAGUCAUGGUGGAUUUUAUCCCCAACCACUCCAGCGACCAGCAUCCGUGGUUUGUUGAAAGCAGAAAAAAUAAAUAUGAAUCCAAUCCCUAUAAAGAUUACUACGUGUGGGUUAACCCCAGACAGAAUUGCUCUGAUCCGCCUGAACAGUGCAUUCCAAAUAACUGGGUAGGGCUACUGGGUGGCACAGUAUGGGAGUGGGUGCCAGAGAGGCAACAGUUCUAUCUGCAUCAGUUCCUUACAAGUCAACCGGAUCUGAAUUACCGUAACCCUGCCGUGCAUUUAGAGAUAAUAGACGUACUGAGAUUCUGGCUGAAGAAAGGGGUGGACGGUUUUCGUGUCGACGCAAUCAGACACAUUUACGAAAGCCAAGACUUGGAAGAUGAACCAGUAAAUCCCGACUAUACGCCAGUACCAGGCGAGCGACCCCAAUACCACAGCCUCAUUCACAACAAGACAGCUGAUCUCCCACGGGUACACGACCUGUUGUACGUGUGGCGGAGUGUCCUAGAUGAGUACAGUGUGGAACCCAACUACCGGUUCAUGGUGACUGAGACUUACGACACCCACAAGGCCCUUCUCCCAUAUUAUGGAACCCUGGAUCGUCCAGAGGCAGACUUCCCCUUUAAUUAUGUCUUGACUAAAUUGAAGAAGGAAAACCUGUCUGGGACUAAAAUCCACGAGCUGGUCAAUGAUUGGAUGAAGGACCUGCCUCCAAAUAAGUGGCCAAACUGGCUCAUUGGCAACCAUGACAAUUUCCGCAUCCCCGAUCGUAUAGGGGUUAAAUACGCUCGAUCCUUGAACGUACUAAACCUUCUUCUCCCGGGUACCCCGAAAAUCUACUACGGUGAGGAGAUAGCAAUGGGAGACGUCUGGGUGUCGUACGACGAAAGUCGAGACCCGUUUGCCAGGAACAACCCCAAUCACUGGAAAGAGUACACACGCGACCCAGAGCGUUCUCCGAUGCAGUGGGACAGGACAUCCCACGCUGGUUUCAGCACCACAAUAGGCAAAACGUGGCUUCCCGUCAACCAGAAUUAUCUUAAAGGAGUCAACGUUGCUGACCAAAGGGUAGAUAACACCUCCGUGUUGGCGCUCUUCAAAAAAAUGGCAGCCCUUCGGAAAGACGAGCCUGCUUUCCAGACCAAUCACCUCAAGUACGUAAUUGUGACAGAAACGAUCUUCUCCUUCCUUCGCAUGCCUGAUACCUUGGGAUUCGAUUCCUUCCUAGUCAUCAUCAACGCUGGUACCUCUGAUUCUACUGAUGACUACUCUGCUGCUUUGAUGGAAGGUCACCAACUGAAGAUCGAAAGUAACACUGGUAUCAUCGCCGUCAGUAGUAACAUGGAUCGAGACGGGGAGUCUCAAGACAUGAGCAAGGUCUUCGUGGUAAUAGGCGAGGCACUUGUCAUCAAGUUGUCUAUUAGUUUCUGA